AUGUGCUGCACCUGCGAAAGCCGCUCGCCGCCCGCCGCAAUACGGAGCGAAAGUGCCGCGCACAAUAGAAGAACGCGAUCGGGAGAAACAAAACGAGAAAAAGCCUUCCCGAUCACGGUCCGAGUGUUUAUAAAUAGCGUCACCGUUCUCGACACGAACAAAGGCGUCGGCCACGGACAAAAGACUGACUGGCAACGGAGCGUAGUGGUGUCGGCACGGGGGAACGGCGCUCACUGGGCUCGGGUAGAAGGGGGCCCCGCGCGUGUCGCCCCCGCCCCGCCAGCGCCACCCCGCGCCCCUCUCACGGCCCAGGCACAGCCGACAGAACCAGACACAGACACAAGCCUGCAUAAU
Messenger RNA from Iphiclides podalirius (scarce swallowtail), 354 nucleotides. The record is from the annotation of a GenBank genome assembly. Lineage: Eukaryota; Metazoa; Arthropoda; Insecta; Lepidoptera; Papilionidae.